GGAUAAAAUUCUGUCGCAUAUAAUUAGCAAAAACAAAUCUCAUUCUUGUUUUGCAUUGCUUUCUGAUUUUCACUUUUCAUGUUAUGGCCACUAGCCAAUUCUAAAACUGUUGGGCUAAACAAUAAACUAAAAUUACAAUUCUUUUGCUAUUGCGAAUCCGAAGCACACACAUUUGCUGGUGUACUACUGUUGAGACAAGUACUAUAGGUUGGCGGGCGGACCAUUAACCGAUCUACUUUUUAUUAUAUAAUUAAAAAGAAAGAAGCAAUGAAACCCAACAAGAAAAAACCUAGAAUCCGCAAUAGGCCACGUAAUAAAGCCAACCGUUUGCUGGCUUUACAAGGUGAUCAACAACCACAAGAAGAAGAAUCCUUACCCCUGGAGGAGAACAUAGAACCGACCCAAAAUUUGAAUUCGAAAGAGGAAAAUGUUAGUGAUGAUGAGGAUGAUGAAGAUAUGCCUGGUUUGGAAGAUGAAUCCGAACCAACUGAAGAUGCCUCCCAUGAACUAGAUGCAGUAACCACAAUACAUCGUAAAAUGCAUGAAAAAAUAUUAAAAACUCAUGAAAAGGUAUCCCCAAGUGACCAACCACCAAAGGAAAAGGAAACGCAAAGAGAUAAUCAAAAAUCGAAAGUGAAAGAGAAAACACCGGAAACUAAACCGGAUAAAAGUGGUUCUAAAAACGCGGCAUCGAAUAAUAACAACAAACCGGUACCGGAAACUGGCGAGAAAAAUCCCAAAGUUAAUCAAAAACCAAAAGAGAAAAGUAAAGAGAAAGAAAACUUGUCGGAAAAUAAAACUGAGAAAAGUGCAUUUAUUCAGAAUUUACAAAAGAAAAUGGAAGCAAUGAUGUCUGAUGGUGAUGAAAAUCUGCCAAAUACUUUAAUGGAAAAUCUCAAAAAACUUUUGGAUCAAAAGCCAAUGACAGAUAUCGAAUCUAGCGAUGAUGAUGAGGAAUAUGUUGAAUAUAUUUAUAAACCAAGAAAAUAUUUUCUUGUCGGCCUAUGCAAUCUUUGCAAAUGUGAUUUAUGCAAAAUAGAGCAAUUGAUUGAAUGUUCAAAAUGCCAUAUGACAUAUUAUUGCAACAUCGAUCACAUGCAAAAUGAUGUGGAACAUCGUCAAUUAUGUUCGGCUUUACAACAAGUGGCGGCGGCGGAUGUGUCUGGAGGUCACAUUUUUGCCAAAUGCUCCGACAUGACACCGGAUCAAUUUCGUUCCUAUCGCAUUAUUGUGAUCCGCAAAGUUUCGGAAAUUUUGCAAAGACCAUUGACGGCCACCGAACAAGAAGUCCUACUAUUUCCACGGCUGUGUAUAAAUGCGAAAUGUCGCAAAUUUGAGGGACUAACCGAUUGUCCCAACUGUGGCAUGGUGGCAUAUUGCACGGAACCUUUGCACCUUGUCGCUGACCAUGAUAAAUGGUGUAGAUUCUAUCAGCUAUUUAAGGAAUUAGUAAUGCAACAGGAGAAAUUCGGACGUUUAGAUCCAUCGCUGCCAAGUAAAAUUCUAAAGGACACACCAUUGGUGUGCAACACAACCAGGGAGAUUUUUAAGAAGUUGAAUAUUGAUUUACCUGAAAACAGUUGUGAAUUUGCUGCCUUGACCCAGAUUUCCACAGCUCCUUUAACGGCCUGGUAUGCAUUGAAAUUGACUCAACAACUGAACAAACACGAAGAACUGACAAUACACUUAAUAGGCGCUGAAAUUGAGUUUGAAGUUGAUAUUUUGCACAAAUGGGAACUGUUCUUCUUGCACAUUACACCCAUGGUCAGAACGUUGAAUGUGGUGUUUGUGGGACCCGAACUGAAUCCCAAUAACAUAUCUUUUGAACAACUACAAAAGACCAAAUGCUGCAAGGUGUGUCAGAAGAAUCAACGCACAGUUAAGUACUUCUUUGAGGCAAAUAUUUAUCAUGACUAUUGUCGUUCCAAACGAUUUUUAACACCAAAUUUAGUAUGUUUCUUCAAUGCCGGUCUAUAUCGUUCCACCGGCUUCAACAUGGAGGAUACCUGGCCCGAAACCAUUAGUGCUGCAGCCAAACUACAUGUACCCAUAGUUGUUACAGCCUACACCGAAUAUGAAUCUCCAUUGGAUUUGGAACGUUUCCUGGAGGAAAGUAAUCGCGACAUGAAAUUAUUGGAGAAACCUUCGGAGAAUUUAUUCUCUUCAUUUAAACCCGAAAGAAAUUUCAUUUCCGACGAUGAGGCCCCGUUCAUGUUUAAAAAACUAUUACAGCUUUGUUUUACAAUAAAAAAAAUUGAAUAUUUAUUUCAAAUAUACAUUUUUAUAUUAUGUAUGCACUAC
Musca domestica (house fly) is the source of this 2301-nucleotide messenger RNA. RefSeq lists its product as uncharacterized. The transcript is spliced from 8 exons. The annotation marks the transcript as partial. Lineage: Eukaryota; Metazoa; Arthropoda; Insecta; Diptera; Muscidae. The record is from RefSeq and is a predicted model, not a curated record. Gene Ontology annotation, cellular component: extrinsic component of mitochondrial inner membrane.